Molecule: messenger RNA, 2937 nt
Organism: Pelodiscus sinensis (Chinese soft-shelled turtle)
Lineage: Eukaryota; Metazoa; Chordata; Testudines; Trionychidae
Source: RefSeq, a predicted model, not a curated record
AUCAUUUAACUGGUUAUCUGAGGGCUGGUGCAGAGUGGUUGGAGUCCCGUUAACUGGUUACCCUGGUAAGCGUGCUGGUCAGGCUAACUGGUUAACCUUUAGUAGCGGGUACCAGCUACUAAAGUACAUACCUUGAUACAGAAAUAAAACCCCCUCUGACUGCACACUUCUUUGCUUGAAAGAUUGUUUCUCUCACUAUCAGAAUUUUGUCCAAUAAAAUAUAUUCCCUCAGACACGUCUGCCUAGUAUCCUGAGAUCAAUGCAACUACAACAGCACUGCAUAAUUCAUAGAAUGUACUGUUUUUCCCUUCAGGAUACUACUCCUGAUGAGCUGCUCUCUGCUGUUAUGACAGCUGUCCUUAAGGAUGUCAAUCUGAGUCCUGAGAAAGUGGGAGAUAUCUGUGUUGGGAAUGUGCUGCAGCCUGGAGCUGGGGCUUUCACUGCAAGAGUUGCUCAAUUUCUAAGUGGUUUUCCAGAGACUGUACCCAUAUCUUGUGUUAACAGACAGUGUUCCUCUGGGUUGCAAGCUGUGAUCAAUAUAGCUGGUGGCAUCAGAAAUGGGUCUUAUGACAUUGGUUUGGCCUGUGGAGUGGAAACAAUGUCUCUCAGAAAUGUAGGCUCCCCUGGUGAUGUUAGUUCACGUAUGAUAGACAAUAGUAAAGCCAGAGAUUGCCUUAUUCCUAUGGGAAUAACCUCAGAAAAUGUGGCAGAAAGAUUUGGCAUUUCCCGAAAGAAGCAAGAUGACUUUGCCAUGGCUUCUCAGCAAAAAGCUGCAAGAGCUCAGCAGAUGGGAUUGUUUAAAAAUGAAAUUGUUCCAGUGAGGACCACUGUUAAGGAUGACCAAGGCAAUCAGAAAACCAUCAUUGUAAUCCAAGAUGAAGGAAUCAGACCUAGUACAACUCUGGAAGGCUUGGCUAAACUGAAGCCUGCCUUCAAGGAAGAUGGCUCCACUACAGCUGGUAACUCUAGUCAGGUCAGUGAUGGAGCUGCUGCAGUUCUACUGGCAAAACGCUCUAAAGCAGUACAAUUGGGGCUUCCAGUCCUAGGAGUGUUAAAAUCUUAUGCUGUGGUUGGAGUCCCACCUGAUGUCAUGGGUAUAGGGCCAGCCUAUGCCAUUCCAGUAGCUUUGGAGAAAGCUGGUUUGACUAUGAAUGAUAUUGAUAUAUAUGAAAUUAAUGAAGCCUUUGCUAGUCAGGCUGUUUAUUGUGUUGAGAAACUGGGGAUCCCAGUGGAGAAGGUCAAUCCCCUCGGAGGAGCUAUUGCAUUGGGGCACCCACUAGGCUGUACUGGGGCUCGUCAAGUUGUCACUUUACUCAAUGAACUGAAGCGAAGAGGGAAAAGAGCUUAUGGUGUUGUAUCCAUGUGCAUUGGAACUGGUAUGGGAGCUGCAGCAGUAUUUGAAUACCCAGGGAAGUGAAGUACAAUAUCUGACUCUGCAUUCUCCAAUGAUAGUGAAUAAUUUACAGUGUACAAAUGCAUAUGGUUUCAGCAAUGUAUUUAAUGGAAUUUAUUUAGUAAUUUUAGACACAGUUGACUUGGAGUAUAAACUUAUGUGCACUGUUUACUGAAAUACUUUGGGGUAGAAGGAAAAGAGAUUGGUGCCUGCUUCAAAGCUAAGGUGCAUGAAUGCCAGAGGAAAAAAGACUGUGCAAUUUAGCCAGUCUUGCCCUUAAAAAUACAAGCCCCUAUUCAUAUGCAUGUAUGCAUAUUAAUAAUCUCCCUGGAUUCCAUGGGACACGUGUAAAAUUACUCAUGUGGAACCAAAGGACCAGGGCUGUAAUUCAGAAAGACGAAGUUCAUGUGGGUCUUGCUUUUUUAAAAGAGAGAUAUACAGUUGCCUAGACAACUAAAUGUUGAUGCACAUGGAACAAUUUUUUCAACACAUGUACACGCACUUUCUCUGUGUGUAUGUGUAUACACACAUACACACACACAUCUAAUUUUAAAAUUCUUAAGGAAUCAUCCUGAGAUUGAUUAAUUCUAUUACUGAUUAAAUCAACAAUAGCAACAAUACAAAUAAUUUUUUUAAAUGGUUAAACUACUAUUUCAUCAAUAGCUUGACCUAUUAUAUUCAGGUUAUAAUUUUCCUUUAGGGCUUAUUUAAUGUGCCCAUAUGUACCUUGGUAUGUAUGUACCUUGCAUACAUACCAUAUGUAUAUGUGUUUAAUUUUAAAAAUCCUGUGUUUUCUCAAGUAAACACAUUUGGGCAGAGUAGAUAGAAUUGUAUACAAGUUGAUCCACUAAUGAAUAAGAUUUCUCUUUAUAAAUGAGUGAUGAAAUUAAAGGUACAGAAGAGCUGAACUGGCUGCCAAAACUAAUAAUUUUUAAAUAAAAUCUGACCAUUCCAUCCUUAACUCUACAGCAUUUUUAUUUAAUCUUGGCUUAUUUUGUGACUUUUAAAAAUCAGCAUUUUUCUGAAUUACAAAAUAAGCUUAUUAAAUAUUAUCUUACUACUGUAAUAUAGGACUGAUUUUUGGCACAUGUAUUUUUUAUUGUUAACUCUAUGUGAAUAUCAGUAACAUUCUUCAUUAGUCCGUAGUUCUUUUAACUGUGCAAAGACAUAUUUUUUGUAUUGUACAAUCAUUUCCCUUCUAUACUAUCUUCAGUUGCAAACUAAUGUACUUUGGUCACAUUAGGCAUAGAGAGAACCUUGAAACAGUUAUUAUGGAAGAAAUGGUGGAGGGUUGUCAUAAUAGGCCCCGAUGAUGACCAGAAAUGAGAGGGAUGGUGUUUACAGAUCGCUUGAAGGGUAGCUGCUGGAAGUUAGUGAUCAAUUAUGAAGUCUUCCAAAAAUUCUGCUCUGUUAUCACCAAUAUUCAGACAUGAUUACACUGAUUUACUUCCUCCCUUCACAAGAUGAUUUAAACUCCUAGGUUGUGUCUAGACUGGCCUGUUUUUCCGCAAAAUCAUCUGCUUUUGCGGAAAAACUUGCCAGCU